GCGGCCAGAGCGAGGACUCCGCAACCCGGGGCCAUCUGCUGACCUAGGGGGUCAUGGGCACCUCUGAGGCUGCACCGCCGCCGUUCGCGCGCGUCGCCCCCGCGCUCUUCAUCGGGAACGCGCGAGCCGCGAGUGCGACGGAGCUGCUGGUACGCGCCGGCAUCACUCUGUGCGUCAACGUCUCCCGCCAGCAGCCCGGGCCGCGCGCACCCGGAGUGGCCGAGCUGCGCGUACCCGUGUUCGAUGACCCUGCUGAAGACCUGCUGACGCACCUGGAGCCCACCUGUGCCGCCAUAGAGGCUGCGGUGCGCGACGGCGGCGCCUGCCUGGUGUACUGCAAGAACGGCCGCAGCCGCUCAGCAGCCGUCUGCACCGCCUAUCUCAUGCGGCACCGCGGCCACAGCCUGGAGCGCGCCUUCCAGAUGGUCAAGAGCGCUCGCCCGGUAGCCGAGCCCAAUCUGGGUUUCUGGGCCCAGCUGCAGAAGUAUGAACAGACGCUCCAGGCCCAGGCCCUCCUACCCGGGGACCCAGCUGAUCCCGAGUAAGCCGCUCCGCACCGCACCGUUCAACUGCUGGGGUGGCCUUCGCUCUUUUCAAUAGGCCACUGGCCUCCGGUGUUGCCCCCUCUUGAUGGCAGCAUAGAAGUGUCUGCAGAAGAGGGGAACUUCGUUUGUUCAUCAGGUUUGGAUCAAAUCCAAACCAGCGAAGUUUACGUAGAGAAAAUUACAUAAAGGAUUGUUUUAAGCGUCUGGGGCGCCUACUAAGCUGCCUCCUCCAAGGUUUGCAGGCAGAACCUCUUCGUGACUCUGGACUUCUUUCUGGUCUCUUCUUAGACCUGAGCUUAGAGUCUUCCAGCAGGAGGUCCUGAGCCCACCAUCCCCAGUCUUACAGCUGCUACGCCAUGGGAGGGAGGCAUCUGCCCACCGCCCACCACCCUCUUGCAUCAAUGCCAGCGCCUGGCCUGGCAUCGUCAAGCUACCAGUGUGCCCUGCGUACCACCCUCCCCAGCAGGCAGGCAGGCCCAUCAGUCGCCACCGUGUGUUGCUGCUGCUUCUUCUAGUUUAGACACAGCCUCUCACAGACACCCUGUUUCCUCGAGCGCCCUGGAAAUCUAGUCACAACUUAAAGUAGUGAGGGAAGAGCAAAGAAACACCUGGGCUAUGUGUGUGAAUUGCAGAUGUGUUAAUUUGCAAACAAAUGUGAAUCAGUGAAUAAAAUCCUAGAGUGGG
Molecule: messenger RNA, 1229 nt
Organism: Mesocricetus auratus (golden hamster)
Lineage: Eukaryota; Metazoa; Chordata; Mammalia; Rodentia; Cricetidae
Gene: Dusp28
Product: dual specificity phosphatase 28
Exons: 2
Coding region: 54-545 (163 amino acids)
Biological process (GO): protein dephosphorylation
Cellular component (GO): cytoplasm
Molecular function (GO): protein tyrosine/serine/threonine phosphatase activity
Source: RefSeq, a predicted model, not a curated record